UAUAUUUAGAAUCCGUGUAUAAAAACCGAGACUCGGUAAACUACUAGCAAAAUUUCCAGGUUACUUCAUACAGACACUGAUAAUACGCAAUAAAACCAUGAUGGGUGGAUCAACCAAUAAUGUUAAAAUCAUAUCAUCGAUCCAUCACCAUGGACUUCACUCGUGUAAACCAUUCAAUGUGAUAACCUUAAUCUAUAGGGUAUUUGAGAGGUACAAGAAAACAUGACGAUAAAUCCGCCUGUUGAAGGGUGUUAUUUGUUCCAAAAUCAAUCAUUAGGAAACGAAUCUAUGAAAUCAAAGAUGGCCGACCAGUCACGUCUGGCAAGUUUCUAUUCAUACCCUUAUCCAUCUGAAGUAGGUGCAUUUGUGCUGGCAGAGGCAGGCUUUCAUUACGAAGGACAAAAUGAUGAGGUAGUGUGUCGUCAGUGUGGACUCAGGUACAGUGGAUGGCAAAAGGGGAAUGAUCCCAAAUGUAUACAUCUGAAGAAAUCUCCCAAUUGUCCAUUCUUUCAAACAAGUGAAUCUGAAGCUGGUAUUGACGGAGACAACUCUGAGAAAGCACUGAUGUCCGGUGCAUGUGGUGGAGCAAACGACACGUCAGUAGAACGAGGAACUGAGGACAAGAUGCAGCAACACUCAAAUACCAAUAAAUAUCCGGCUGACAUAGGAUUUCAGGAUUCAAACCUAACAGAAGCCACCAAAGAAAUACUGAAACCUACAAACGAGUUAGAAUCUUCUGUUAAGAUCCAAAACCAAAGUGGUGAAGAUGCAGGUCAAAAUAAACCAGACAAUUCUAUGAAGGAGGAAAAUAUGGCAAAUGCACCGGCACAAUCUCGUAUCGCCAAAUCAAUGUAUGACAAGGAAACGCAACUAGAACAACACCAGGCUGAGCACGUUUCAAGUCCAGAAGAUACAGCUCCUUCAGACGAGACACAGACAGUAGAAUCACGUGAUCAAAGUGGCAGAGGAAACAUGUAUAAUACAAGUCAUGAUUCUAUUAGUCAUACUAGGACCAACGAAACUUCGACUGGAACACUAGAGACAGUCUCACCGAAGUAUGAGCAGUUCUCUGUACUCGCCACCCGUCUUAACUCAUAUAGACACUGGCCAAAGCAUCUCAAACAACGUCCCGAGGACUUGGCUAAAGCUGGUCUCUUUUAUGAAGGAACAAACGACUACGUGAGAUGCUUCCACUGCGCAGGCGGAUUACGUGAAUGGGACCCGGAAGAUGAUCCUUUUUAUGAGCAUGCGCGCUGGUUCCCUUUUUGUCCGUUCAUGAAACUGAUCAAGGGCGACAAGUACAUAAUGGGUGUCCAGUCUGGAACAAUCAAACCACCUGAUGUACAGCGCGAUGAGUCCAGACAAGAGAUCGACAUGUUUGAACAUCCAGCUGUACUCAGCGUCAUGGAACUGGGCUACAAUAAAGCCAUUCUGACAAAGGCGAUUACAGCGUACAGGAAACGUCACGGCACGGAUUUGUGUGCUGAGAAGCUUUUGCCUAUCGUCUGGGAAAUAGAGGAAAAUGAUGACAUGGAUGUCAUCCCAGAAGACGACAUUACAGAAACCAAACAGGCCGAUCAUAAUCAAGAGGAAAGGGAAUGUGAAAGUACAAGUGAAGAUACUGAACUCACGAAGAAAGGUAUUGAUGAGCUUACAGAGGAAAAUCAAGAACUUCGCGAACAAAAGAUAUGUAAGGUGUGUCUCGACGAGGAGGCUAGUAUUGUGUUCCUGCCUUGUGGACAUUUGGUCACGUGUCCCAUGUGUGCCUCGGCCUUACGGAAGUGUCCAGUUUGUCGGACUUACAUCAGAGGCACGGUCAAGGCUAUCAUAUCGUAAGCAAUUGUGCGAUCGAGCAACACUCAGCUCAAAAACGUGCACAAGUGAGCAUUACCUACAGCAGAAUUGAACAUGUGAGCAAUGCGAAACACAUUCAUCGUCAGAUCGAAAUGCAGAGGAUCACAGCUGACCUUGAAUGUACAACGGAUCAUCAGGUCAUCGAAAGCUACACACGUUUAACGAGAUAUUCUGUCGUAGAUGGAACAUUAACAACCAAGAAAUAUAUUGUGUUUGGGAAUUAAUUAAAUGAUAGAUAUUACUGGGACCGUUGUUUAAUAUUU
Molecule: messenger RNA, 2117 nt
Organism: Mizuhopecten yessoensis (Yesso scallop)
Lineage: Eukaryota; Metazoa; Mollusca; Bivalvia; Pectinida; Pectinidae
Product: putative inhibitor of apoptosis
Exons: 7
Coding region: 223-1836 (537 amino acids)
Cellular component (GO): nucleus; cytoplasm
Source: RefSeq, a predicted model, not a curated record